AUGAUUACUGAAUCCUUCUCCUUCACUUCUCCAAAAGCAGUGAAUGAGAACCCAAAUACUGAGCAAGACUUAGACUCUAUGGAAAUUAAUGCAGAUAGUAACUCAAAAGAAGAACCUUUCACUAUCGCUAUCUCAAAGAAAUCCAGAAAAAUGAUAAAAAAAAGAGAUCAAAGAGUAUUAAAAUACUCAGAAGUACCAAAUCUCUUUAAUCACUCUCUAAUAUAA
Scutellospora calospora is the source of this 225-nucleotide messenger RNA. The record is from the annotation of a GenBank genome assembly. NCBI's taxonomy places the organism in Eukaryota, Fungi, Glomeromycota, Glomeromycetes, Diversisporales, Gigasporaceae.